Messenger RNA from Eimeria mitis, 3612 nucleotides. RefSeq lists its product as uncharacterized. Lineage: Eukaryota; Apicomplexa; Conoidasida; Eucoccidiorida; Eimeriidae. The transcript has 9 exons. The coding region runs from base 1 to 3612 and encodes 1203 amino acids. Gene Ontology annotation, cellular component: nucleoplasm; nucleolus. The record is from RefSeq and is a predicted model, not a curated record.
AUGCUUCUUAACCAGCCCCAACAAAUGCAUGCAACAGCAGCAACAGCAGCAGCAGCAGCAGCAGGUGCAGCAGCAGGUGCGGGUCAAGGGGCCUUCUUCGCAACGCAGAGAAGCGAGACACCGUAUUUCCCUCUCUAUUACAACACUCUAACACAGCAGCAACUCUAUCUCAGCAGCAGCAGCAGCAGCAGCAACAGCAGCAGCAGCAGCAGCAGCAGCAGGAGUGCAGCACAGGGUAUGUUUGUGAACGCCCUGUGGCAGGUGGUGUGUGAGGUGCAGCAGAGCAACGCAGCAGCAGCAGCCUGCGGCCUCCUGGGUGUCCCCUUCAGCAGCAGCAGCAGCAGCAGCAGCAGCAGCAGCAGCAGCAGCAACUUGCGUGUAUUUCUUUCAAGACACAGCAGCAAGCUGCAGUUUCUCCACAGCAGCACACUUGUCUCCUGGCCCGCGCUGCAGUCCCGGCUGCUGCAUGCACUAAAGGUCUCCGCGGAGCAGCAAGGAGACUUCUCCGUUGUGGGGUGGUAUGCUUUUUCUUCUCUCGCGCUGCUGCACCCUUUUAUAGACGCAAAGGCACAAACCAAUGCCGCUUUUAUACUACAGGCAGCAGCGAGACGGGGUUCUGUUCCUCUCUGUCUCCCCCCCGUGCUGGCUGUGCUGUCUCCUCAGGGGUCUGGGGGCCCCCAGGAGCAGCGGCGUGGCGUGGGGGGUGUCUCCUCGGAGCAGCAGAAAGCAGCCAGCAGCAGCAGCAGCAGCAGCAGCAGCAGCAGCAGCAGCAGCAGAGGGGGUGGUAGAAACACAGAGGAGAAAGUCAGGUACCUGGGGGGGGUGUGCAGGGGAUGCAUGGGCCCGCUGCCGCUGCUGGCUAAGCUGCUGCCUCUGGUUGACAGCAGCAGCACUGGUGUCUCCAGCAGCAGCAGCAGCAGCAGCAGCAGCAGCAACAGCAGCAGCAGCAGCAGCACGAGUAUCGAAAGACGAGAGCAGCCGGAGUCGGAUAACAGCAGCAGCACCACUUCUGCUGCUGCUGCUGCUGCUGGUGCUACACAGAGGAGAAAGUCAGAGGUCUACCCCGUCACUGUCUUGGUGCCCCCCUCAGCUCACCACCAGGUCACCUUCGAGGUGACGGUGAUGCCGAAGGAGACAGGCCGUCUGUACUUUGUGGGUCUUUCUUACACUCUAAAUAGAGUCUCCUGCUGCCAGCUGCUGCUGCGCGACAGCAAGCAGCUCGACUGUCUCCUCGCAGCAAAGGGUUUCAUGGGGGCCCCCCAGGGGGCCCCCCAGGGGGGCCCCCAUGGGGGCCCCCAUGGGGCCCCUGGGUACAGAGAGGGGCCCCUAGAGGGGAUAGACGUGCGCUUUAAAACUACAGAAGCAGCAACUGCAGCAGCAGCAGCUGCUGCUGCUACUCCUGCUGCUGCUGCUGCUGCUGCCGCUCUGCUGCCGCCGCCUGAGUUCAUAGACGCCGCGGGAGAACUGCUAGAGUACAGCUCAGCUGCAUGCGUUGACGUCAUCCCCCAGCUGCCGCUGCUUCGGGUGUCUCUGGAGACAGCUUCUCCUGUCUCCUUUUCGAUGACAGAUUGGCUGCAGCAGCCUGCGCGCCCUGCUGCUGCUGCUGCUGCUGCUGCUGCUGCUGCUGCUGCUGCUGCUGCAGGAACUGCAGCAGGAACUGCUGCUGCUGCUCCGUUGAGCCAGGGACUUCUCCUCCCUCCUUCCGUGCAGCAGCAGCAGCAGCAGCAGCAGCAGCAGCAACAGCAGCAGCAGCAGCAGCAGCAGCAGCUGACAGAGACAGGAGACAGGGGGGGGGCCCUUGAGGAGACAGAUGUGAGGAGACAGGGUACCCUGUGGUGCGACAUGGAGGCAGAGGCGCGCGUAGCUGGGUGGGGGGGGGCCCCCGGGGCCCCCGGGGCCCCCGGAGAGGGUACCGGUGGGGGGGCCCCCCAGGACUCGUUUGGUUGCUGCAGCAGAGAGAAGCAGCAGCAGGAGACAGAUGAGUGGCAGGAGACAGAAGAGGAGACAGAUGCAGAAGGAGACAGUCAGCUCCUUGCUGCUUUUCACUCCAAUAGAAGCGCAGAGACACAACAUAGCUUCGAUACGCAGGACCUGCAGCAGCAGCAGCAGCAGCAGCAGCAGGAGCAGCAGCAUAACUGCGCUGCUGCUGUUGCUGCAGCAGACCCUCGGCGGUCCCCUGUAUGGGAGGGGCAGCACCGGCAGCUGUCUAUACACCUGGAGAACGUCAGCCGCCUGGCUGCAGCAGAUAUAGGGUUUAGGGUGCUGCCCCCAGAAGACACAAAAAAUAUUAACAUGCAGGAACUCCAACGCAUCUUUCAGGUCGUGUGGGGCCCUGAUACAGCGAACGCCUCCAGCUCUACUGACGCCUUUGCUGCUGCUGCUGCUGCUGCUGCAGCAGCAGCAGCAGCACCCCCUGGGGCCCCCCAAGCGCGAGGAGGAAGCGGCCCCCUGUUGGGGGGCCCCCCGGGGCCCCGGGGGCCCCCCAGCAGCGCCUCGUCAAGCAGAGAGGGCAGCUGGGGCAGCGGAGACACCGCAGCAGGUGCCGCUGUCUCCUGCUGCAGCUGGGAGGGGACACCAACUGUCUCCUCUUCUCCUUUGCUGCUACACGGAGACAGAAGCAGCAGCAGCAACUCCUCACCAGCCCCUGCAGCACAAGAGACCAGUAAUAUAGGGCAGGGGGCCCCCUCAACAGGGGCCCCAGGAGGAGGAGGGCCCCCGGGGGGCCCCCUAGGGGGCCCCCCUGGGGGGCCCCCAGAGGAGCCCCCAAAAGAAGGUCCUGUUAUUUUGCCUGGGCAGCGAAUGGUUGUGCCGCUGCGGUGUAUAGCCAGCUCAAAGUACCCUGCAUGCAUCCUAGAGGUUUCAUACUCUGUAUCUGGUGCAUGCCCGUACCGGCGUGUGGUUCGUUUGCCUUUGCGGCUGCGUAUACAGCGGGGCCUGCAUCUGCGUCAGCAGGGUUUACACUUCUUUCCUUUAUCUCGCCUAAACCCUCACGAGGCCCUCAAAACCCUUUGUUCUUCUCCCUUUUGUACCGAGGGUUUAGCAGCACAACUCGGCAUGGGGGGCCCCUCUCUAUGGGGGCCCCUAGGGGGGCCCCCUGGGGGCCCCUGGGGGCCCCAUGAGGAAGAUGAAGGGCAACACAGAGACACUAUAGGGGAAUCUGAUAGCGAGCUCCAGCACCAUGCAGAUGGGGGCCCCCUGGGGGCCCCCCUCACACCUUCUUUAGCAGCAGCAGCAGCAGCAGCAGCAGCAGCAGGAGCAGGAGGAUAUAGACCACAUGAAGGUGGGGGGCCCCCAUGGGCCCCCUAUUACUCUCGUGGUGAGGGUCGUGGCUACAUAAGGGGUUCUAUAGAUAGCGGAAUGGGUCCCCCAGGGGCCCCAGGGGCCCCAGGGGCCCCAGGGGCCCCAGGGGCCCCUGGGGCCCCCAGCAUGCAUGCAGGGGCCCCCGUGUGUGGGGGCCCCCUAAUGCAUAUAUUCGAUAACAAGAAAUGCCUCAUCUGCCUAGACAUAGCUAACACCGCCCCCGUAGAGUUCGAGUGCUGGGCCCUGGGGGACGAGCGGGGGGGGGCCCCCCAGAGGGUAACAGUGGGGCCCCAUGAUGGACAGGCGAGGUGA